UUCCAAGCUCUCCUUACCAAAAAGUGGUUAACGAUGACUCAAAGAAACAGAUUUCUUCUUUCAGAAUUCAUAGUUCCCAUUGCGUUUAUGGUUAUGAUGAUUGCUUUCUCCUCACAUUUCCUGAACCAUAAUCCUGAAAGUCUAGCUCGGACGUUGAGGAUGGAAUAUUACACCAACAGUGUGGCACUUAUUAAACCUAGUGGGGAUAACAGGAAGGCGUGGGUUGCUAGUUUUAAGAAGGUAUCAGGGAGAAUGGAAACAGAGUAUUUGGAGGAGGAAAUGGACAUGUCGGCAGAAUUGAAGAGGCGCAAAGGUCACACUCUAACAAAUGAGAGACGACAGGCGAUUAUUGGUGUAGAAAAGGCAGAUGGCAAUCUAAUUGGUUAUUAUUCCUCAAACUCGUACCAUUCAUGUCCCAUCGUCAUUAAUUUGAUGAGCAACGCCGUGCUGGCCAUGCUGUCAAUCAACUCUGAAAAAAAAUAUGCAGUUCGCGUGGCUAAUCAUCCUAUGCAACAAUAUGAGGGUUUUCCGAGUGGGUCUACCCAAGGAAAUACAAUCAUAAUGUAUGCAUACAUUUUAUCCAUAAUUUUGGCCUUAAUAUCAGCUUCAGAAAUGCGACUUCCUCUUUGGGAACGCCUCAAUGGAAUGAAGACAUUGGAAAAAAUGGCAGGCGUGCGACCCAUCAUUUAUUGGUUAACUAACUACUGUGGGGAUUUUGCGGUAAAUUUAAUAAUGACCAUUAUUUUGAUGGGCAUUUUAUGCGUUAUAAACAUGAUCGGAAAUGGACAACAAUUUGAGGGGCGAUAUGAGAAACUGAUUAUUGCACUAAUCAUAUUUGGAUACCUGUGCUGGUCGUCUAUCCCAUAUUCAUACUUUUUAAGUAGUAUCCUGAAAACUUCUCAUGAUGGAUUUACACAUUUUAUCGUUCUCCACUUUUCUCUUGGAAUCUUGCCUAUGUCAAUUACCUACCAAGUAAUGAGAGUGGACAUCAGUGAUUUUGCCAUCGUGUUACGUUACAUUCUCCAUAUCUUCCCACCAUACUCGCUAACCUCAGCACUAGUCCAUUACUUUCACAUUGUGAUGGACAGGAGCUUCUGCAAUGUCAUGGAUCAUGAUAGGUGUGCAGAGUAUGAAAAUGCGUUGAAUUCGGAGGAUGAUAGUAAACUGGCAGAGAAAUUACAUGUGAAACUUUUUUCUGAUUCCAUUCUUCGAGCUUGUUGCAAGAGUUUUUGCGAAAGUGAAGGUAUCUGUCACAAAAAGAAACAAUUCUUCGUUAACACGCCCGUUCCAGGAUUGCUAGUGGACAUUUUUGCAAUCGGGGCUCAAGGUGUAUUUUUCUGGUUGACCGUGUUGCUUAUGGAGAAUAAAAUCCCGCAAAAUAUAUUUUUCUACUUGAAGACGACAUUGUUAGGAGAUAAAGAAAUAAAGGCUACAUUAGAAGACACCAGAGACACGGAAGAACCUGAAGAUGUAAAGAGAGAGCAUCAGCGAGUGGAUUACAUGAUUGACAUUGAAGACAAUGUGGAAUCAGAAAUCAUUUUGGUACAAGACGUAUGCAAAUUUUAUGUAACCGAAAAGUGUAUAGAUCAUGUUUACUUUUCCAUCCCCGUACGAAGCACGACCGGACUGCUAGGGCUCGCUAAAAGUGGGAUGUCUACGUUGAUUCGACUUCUCACGGGAGAGUUGAGACUGUCUGCAGGAAAUAUAUAUAUGGAAAAUGAACACUUAACCAAACGAAAUCGAAGACAUUGCACCAUGAAAAUGGGCUAUUGUCCUCAGGACAAUGCAUAUUAUCCAGACCUCACGGGAUUUCAAAUGUUAAAACUGUUUGCUCAGUUACGGGGCGUCCCUGAGUCUCAAAUAGAUGUACAAGUACGAAGAUGGCUAACUACUUUGGAUCUCGAGGGAGUAGCAAGAAUGAGCUGCAAGGGUUACAGACCUGGACAAAGACAAUUACUCUGUUGUGCGAUGGCGAUGAUUGGUUGGACACGUGUUGUGUUGAUGGACCAACCAACGGCGGAGCUGGAUUUGAGAGAAAGGGAAAUAUUCUGGAUGGCCAUAAAUGAAGCAAAAAAGAAAGGACAAACAACAUUUUUCACAUCCACAUUUACAGAAGAAGUACGGUAUUGCACGGAUAAAGCAAUGAUUUUAGAUAACGGCGAGAUUUUGUCAGUGGAUGAGCCUUCCGAAGUUUUCCAAGAAAAUUCAAGGGGCUUCACGUUGUCCAUAAAGUUAAGAGCAUUGGCAUUUAAAAGUCUGACUCCGUAUGAAGUUGGGACAAAAGUUGAUCAACUACGAGAUCACAUCAUUCGUCAUUUGAGUCCGUGUGAAUUAACGGUUGAUGAAGGCAACACCCUCAUUUACCAGAUGAAAGACCUGACAACAAAAUUAAGCUAUGCAUAUGGAAUAAUGGAAGGUGCAAGAGAGAGAUUUCCCAACCUUUUGGAUAACUUUCUCAUCAGCGAGUCUUCCUUGGAUGACGUAAUCUACAAUCUUCAUAAGAAGGCAAGGAUGCGUAAAAGUGUUACCGAAGAUGGAAAUGAGGAAGAACACCGUCAUUCUGGUAGUAUUUAGGUAU
Messenger RNA from Folsomia candida, 2578 nucleotides. Its product is annotated as ATP-binding cassette sub-family A member 3. Lineage: Eukaryota; Metazoa; Arthropoda; Collembola; Entomobryomorpha; Isotomidae. Gene Ontology annotation, biological process: transmembrane transport; lipid transport. The transcript is spliced from 20 exons. Gene Ontology annotation, cellular component: intracellular membrane-bounded organelle; membrane. The coding region runs from base 34 to 2574 and encodes 846 amino acids. Gene Ontology annotation, molecular function: ATP hydrolysis activity; ABC-type transporter activity; ATP binding. The record is from RefSeq and is a predicted model, not a curated record.